Molecule: messenger RNA, 1850 nt
Organism: Durio zibethinus
Lineage: Eukaryota; Viridiplantae; Streptophyta; Magnoliopsida; Malvales; Malvaceae
Product: heat shock factor protein HSF24-like
Biological process (GO): regulation of transcription by RNA polymerase II
Cellular component (GO): nucleus
Molecular function (GO): DNA-binding transcription factor activity; RNA polymerase II cis-regulatory region sequence-specific DNA binding
Source: RefSeq, a predicted model, not a curated record
CGUAUUAGAAGCUUCUUUUCAAGAAACGACCAAGCAAAGCCCCCACCGUCCCCCGUUUUUCUCUUUAGAAAAAUCUCUCUCAUUAUUUUCAUCAGGAAAGCCGAAAUCAUGUUGUUUUCUUCUUGUUCUUCCUUUUCUCUCUCUCUCUUAUAUCUUUUUGCUGUUUGAAAGACUGAAAAUUUCUAGAACCCAAUAUCCUUUUUCUUUGCUUUCAUCAGUUGUCCUCCCUUUAUAAGAAGUCACCUACAAGAAUUCACAAAAAAGAGAAAGAAAAAGAAGUGCUCUUUCUUUUCUCGUUCAGGAGCUCUGGUAAACAAAAUUAUGGUCGUGUUUAGAUUCCAAAAACCAGAGGGUUCCUUUUGUUAACUCAUGGAAACUGAUACCAGCAAACGCUGUGACAACCUCGUUCACUCUCGCUUGUUCCUCUCUGGGUUCUACUGCUGGGGUUGGGAAUUCUUGACUGCUCUUCUUCUCUUUAGUUGUUCCGUCUAAAAACAAUAUACCCCAAACAUCUUUAACGAGGUUUGAACUUGUCCUGCUUUUGUUUCUGAUCGUGUAAUAAUUAUAUUUCUUAGUUAGAUUUUCUUUCUUUUUACGUAUAUUGUGGGGAGGGUUUGGUGAACCAGAGAGAAAAAAAAAUAAAAAGAUCGAAAUGGCUCAAAGGUCUGUUCCGGCGCCCUUCUUGACCAAAACAUACCAACUGGUGGAUGAUCUGAUCACCGAUGAUGUGAUUUCAUGGAAUGAAAACGGCACAUCAUUUGUCGUUUGGAAAACUGCUGAUUUUGCUAGGGAUUUGCUUCCCAAGUAUUUCAAGCACAACAACUUUUCUAGCUUCGUGCGUCAGCUCAACACUUAUGGAUUUCGAAAGGUUGUUACGGACAAAUGGGAAUUCGCGAACGAGAACUUCAAGCGGGGCCAAAAAGAGCUGUUGUCAGAAAUCCGUCGUCGGAAGGCGGUGACAUCAUCGCCAGCUAAUACUUCGGCGAACGGGAAAACAUCUGGUGCUGGACCUUCCUCCCCAACUAACUCUGGAGAGGACCUAGGUUCCACUUCCACGUCAUCACCGGACUCGAAGAAUCCGGGACCGGUGGAAACGACUCAAUUAGCUGAUUUAUCAGACGAGAACGAGAAAUUGAAAAAGGAUAACGAGAUGUUGAGCUCGGAGCUGGCGCAGGCGAAGAAGCAAUGCGACGAACUGGUCGCGUUUUUAACUGAAAGCGUCAAGGUAGGCCCCGAUCAAAUCAAUCGCAUCAUGCGGCAAGGAAGCUGUGGGUCCACCCAUGAUGGCGACGAUCGUGGCCGUAGCUACGGUGUUGUUGAUCUUGACGAUCGCGAUGAUGAUGACGAAAAAGGCGGCGGAGAAGGUAACGGAAGUUUGAAACUGUUUGGGGUUUGGUUGAGAGGCGCGGAAAGGAAGAGGGCCCGCGAGGAGAAAAUCGUGCACUGUGGGCCACACGCUAAGGCGAUGAAGACUUUGGAUUUUCCCCACGUGCCCUUGGUGAUGAAGAGCAGCAAGGUUUGCAACUGACCAAUCAACAGUGGACACGAUAUCAAGAAGCCUACAUGCUGUUUGAUUGCAUAUAAUUAGGAAUAAGAAAUGUUUUAUUAUGUAAUUUUAGUAAGAAUAUACUAAGUAUUUUUAUGAUUUCUUUUUCAUUGUAUAAUUUAGUUGGGUCAAUAAGUCAGCAGUUAUGGCAGCCAAAGAUCAAAGGCAAAUGCGUCUUCGCCUUCCUCUCACUUUGAAUGUUACAAAAAUUACGCAUUUGUAGAGCGUUUCCUUUGAAGGUUAGAUUGUUGUUUUUUUUUAAUUAUUAUUAUUAUUAUUUAUUUUAAGGUUUAAUUUUUUGGCA